Molecule: messenger RNA, 620 nt
Organism: Staurois parvus
Lineage: Eukaryota; Metazoa; Chordata; Amphibia; Anura; Ranidae
Source: the annotation of a GenBank genome assembly
CUCCUUCUCCUGCUACUCCUCUUCACGGAUUCCAGAGUGUGUCAUGGGUCCCUGUACGGCCUCCCAUUGCUGCUGUCUCCAUCGCCACACUCUGCCAUGUGCCACUUUCAGGUCUCCUCACACUGCUGGUGGGUUCCAUUUUGUCAUAGGGUGCUGUAUGGCCUCCCAUUGCUGCUGCCAGGCCCGUAAUCUGCCAUGGGCCCCCGUACCGACUCCUCAUGCUGCUGCCAGGCCCGUAAUCUGUCAUGGGCCCCUGUACCGCCUCCUCAUGCUGCUGCCAGGUCCAGAGUGUGUCAUGGGUCCCUGUACGGCCUCCCAUUGCUGCUGUCUCCAUCGCCACACUCUGCCAUGUGCCACUUUCAGGUCUCCUCACACUGCUGGUGGGUUCCAUUUUUUCAUAGGGUGCUGUAUGGCCUCCCAUUGCUGCUGCCUCCACCGCCACACUGUGGCUCCACACUCUGGUUUUGGCCCCGUGACUACCCAAAUGAGUGAAGUGUGCGGUGAUUCUAAGAUCGACGGCGCCUCAUCUGCAUGUCAUACUGACUGACAGUAUUAUUUCUCUUCCCCAGCAGACUCCAAGGGCAUUUAAAUUAAAGGUACAGUGUUCUGCACUAAUAUAA